Messenger RNA from Closterium sp. Yama58-4, 426 nucleotides. The record is from the annotation of a GenBank genome assembly. Lineage: Eukaryota; Viridiplantae; Streptophyta; Zygnematophyceae; Desmidiales; Closteriaceae.
AUGCCAGUGCUGACACCGGACGACAUUCGGCUGCACCACGUGCGCGACUUCACCCGUCCGCUCUUCUCCCUCCGCCCAGACGUUGCUUUCGCGCUGCUCAAAACCACCUUCGCCUGCGACGUGCGCGCCGUGCUGCCAGAGGUACUAGUACAGACGCAUAUGCUGCUAAUCGCACUUGACCCCACGGUACCGCACUCCACUACACAGCACAUGCUUGCAGCCAUCCCCAACUCGUACGCAGAGAUCCUCGCUGUCACCUCGCUGCACGUGCGUCCAGAUGUCGUCGCAACAAGCAUCCUGCGCCACAUCAGCAUGCCGCUACGGGACGCGCAGAGUCAAUCAUGUCGCCAGACUGUCAGCAGGCGAUUCGCCAUCCCUUCGUCUGUGCUGCCACCGACAAGAGUUGUGGAGGAGGGGUGGGAGUGA